GGGGUGUGUAUGACAGUGAGAGGAGAGGGUAAUUUAAAGAGGAGGAGAGAAGCAGUUGAAGUGCAAGUAGGAGGAUCACACAGAACACAAAGCAGGAGAGAACAGAGCUGUGACUGCUUGUCUGAAGGACACCGCCACUAUCCCAGCAGUGAAUACUUUUCAUCAACUUAUUGACAACUUUUUGUGAUGCAUAGGAAACACUGAAAGGAGCACAGAACAACGUGGACUUGGACAGGCAGAAAGGAGCACAAAGGCAGAGGGCACAGCAGAGAAGAAUACACUAGAGAGUACCAUUGAGAAGCACACUGACAAGGGUAAUGCAAGAGAGGAGCACUGAGUGUAAAGGGAAUACUACAGAGAAACACCCAAAGAAGAGACAUCAUAAAGGAGGGGCAUCACAGAAUAAUGCAUCUUAGAGAAAGGGCAUCCCAUAGAGCGGCAUCAUAGUGAGAAGGGGAACCCCAGCAAGUACCACCAAUGAAAGGGGACAUGCCAGAAAGCAACACCUAGAGAAGGGUAAUCCAGAACAAGCACAUAGAGCAAGGGCACCCCUGAGACAAUGGGUAUAGCAAAGGCUAUGACAAAAAAAGCAGAACACCAAUAGGGUUACACUGAGAGGGUAAUCUAUUUCACAGGGCUUAAAAAGGGAGGGCAGGAGUAAAAGAGAGUGAACAGAGCAGUUCAGGGGUAGAGCUAAGGGUCAUCAGAGCAUACCAUUAAGCUCAAAGAGGUUUGGAAGCAAUGAGAUACCCUUGUUCAAUGUCCUUCUCUGACCACUGUCAAGUAAAGUCCUGAAUUUGCUGCUUGCUGUGGGCAAAUUCACUCCUGCCAGCUAAAGAAAGAUGAUCCCCAGUGCCCUUGGGUCAUGCAUCAAUGAGGCCAAACACCAGCAGAGAGAGGGCUAAAGGAAACCCCCAGAUCAUCUGCAGAAGGCAACAUGGCAAGGUGGCUACUAACCCAAGUCAUUGUCACGUUGGUGGGGCUGCUGCUCGUCAUACGAAGGUCUCUGACAAAUGAAAUUCUAGGGCUGAAAAUUCCUUCAGAGCCAGUCCUAAAUGCCAAUACCGUGUGCCUGACUAUGCCAGGCCUCACCCGUCGCCAGAUGGAAGUCUGCAUGCGCCACCCAGAUGUGGCAGCUUCUGCCAUUCAGGGAAUUCAGAUUGCUAUCCAUGAGUGCCAAUAUCAGUUCCAAGAUCAUCGGUGGAAUUGCUCCAGCCUAGAGACAAAGAAUAAGAUACCAUAUGACAGCGCAGUUUUCAGCCGAGGUUUUCGGGAGAGCGCCUACGCUUAUGCUAUAGCUGCAGCAGGUGUGGUGCAUGCUGUUUCAAAUGCCUGUUCCAUGGGCAAGUUGAAGUCAUGUGGCUGUGAUGAAAAGAGGCGAGGAGAUGAGGAGGCCUUCAGAGUGAAGCUGCACAGGCUGCAGCUUGAAGCUAUGAACCGUGGGAAGGGCAUGGUACAUGGCGUAAUGGAGCACAUGCCUGCCGAUCCGCCAGGGCCCCAAGAUUCCUGGGAAUGGGGAGGGUGCAGUCCCGAUGUGGAAUAUGGAGAACGUUUUUCCAAAGAAUUCUUGGACUCUCGGGAGUUGUUCAGGGACAUUCAUGCCCGCAUGAGGCUUCAUAACAACAGAGUGGGAAGGCAGGUUGUCACAGACAAUAUGAAGAGAAAGUGCAAGUGCCACGGUACAUCUGGGAGCUGCCAGCUGAAGACUUGUUGGCAGGUGACCCCUGAGUUCCACGUAAUUGGCUCGCUGCUAAAGGACAGGUUUUAUGGGGCUACACUAAUAAAGCCUCACAACAGAAACACUGGGCAGCUGGAGCAGGUUCCGGUCCCUUUCCGCAGGAGAGCCAGUAUCAACGACUUGGUAUACUUUGAGAAGUCACCGGACUUCUGCGAGCAACAACUAAAUUUGGACUCAGAGGGGACCCAGGGAAGGAUAUGCAACAAAACAAGCCCUGGCUUGGACAACUGUGAGAGUCUGUGCUGUGGGCGGGGGCACAAUAUACUACGGCAGACGCGCAGCGAGAGGUGCAACUGUAAAUUCCACUGGUGCUGCUAUGUGGUUUGUGAGGAGUGUCGCAUCACCGAGUGGGUUAGCGUCUGCAAAUAGAAAUAUAGAGGCUUAACCUGUGCUACGUCAUUGCAACUUUCCUGCCACUCACCUUGGCUCUGCCUAUAACUCUGCGGUGGCAGUGCACUGGGCAAACUAUGAAAGGGACUGCUGGAAAAUGGUAUCUCCCCAUACCGGAUGUCCAAACUUUUAGCUGCUAACCUGAAUUGUGGUUAUUAGAAAAAGUGUGAAAUAAAAAGCAAAUGUUGGAUUAGACACUACAUACUGUAUAAAACAUGAGGAAAGAAAGCAUCAAGACAUAUACUUUAUGUGUAUAAGGAACUCCACAGAAGGCCUGUUACUGACAGCAAAACUGAACAUUAUAGCUUUGUUACCCAUAGCAACCAGUCAGAGGAUCACUUACAUCUGUCUAUAGCUGCCCAUACAUGUAAAAAUCUGCUUAUUUGGCAAGGUCACCAAACAAGCAGAUCUUUCACUAAUAUGCUCAACUUGAGGUGGGCAAUAUUAGGCUGAUCCAGGUAUUAAGUGAGGUAUCUUUAUCUUAAUUGGCCACCACAUGUCCUGUUUUAAAUAUGGGUGACCCAAACAGUGGAACUAGAAAAUAUUUGACCCCACAGCAGCUCCUGAUAACUUAUUUGACCCCACAUGCACUCCUGGUAACUUGAAGAGACGCAUUUCCAGUUAUUAUAACCCGGAAAAUUUAUUAUAUCUCCCCUGCCUACAGUUGACCCAGGAAUAGGCUUGGGUGAAUUUGACCCGUUUCGUUUCUCCAAAAAUUCGCCGCCAGCGAAAUGAUGCUGAUGCCCAUUAAA
This is a messenger RNA of Xenopus laevis (African clawed frog), 2880 nucleotides long. It is a transcript of the gene wnt10a.S, whose product is annotated as Wnt family member 10A S homeolog. Gene Ontology annotation, biological process: cell fate commitment; Wnt signaling pathway; animal organ development. NCBI's taxonomy places the organism in Eukaryota, Metazoa, Chordata, Amphibia, Anura, Pipidae. The coding region runs from base 938 to 2107 and encodes 389 amino acids. Gene Ontology annotation, cellular component: extracellular region. Gene Ontology annotation, molecular function: signaling receptor binding; frizzled binding; cytokine activity. The record is from RefSeq and is a predicted model, not a curated record. The transcript is spliced from 4 exons.